AAGACAAUGGAGUAAGUAGCAAGAAAUUAUUUCUUUCUAAAAGAAUGGUCAAACAAGAAAAACAUAGAAUUUCUAUAAGUUCCAAAGCCAAAUCCAAAUUUCUCUUCAUCUAGCUACUGGUUGUUCUUGUAUAUCUCCUUUAUUGCUCACUCCAUUAAGUUUCAUGGUAAAUAUACACAGAUAUGGCUGUUGAAUUCUAUGAUUUUGGAUCUUACAAGAUCCAUCAUAGUUCAGUGUUUCAUACAACUGAUCUUUCUUUUGCUUUUGUCAACCUUCGUCCCGCAGUCACUGGUCAUGUUCUUAUAUGUCCAAAGCGUGAAGUGAAGCGCGUUGCUGAUCUUACUGAUGAUGAGAAUAUUGAGUUAUGGCGUAUAGCGCAUAAACUUGGUAGACAACUUGAGAGUUAUCAUAAUGCAUCCUCACUUACAUUUUGUAUCCAAGAUGGACCUCAUGCUGGACAAUCAGUUCCUCAUGUUCAUAUUCAUAUUCUUCCUAGGAAAAAUAGUGAUUAUGAAAACAAUGAUGAUAUUUAUGAUGAGAUAAAUGAAAAGGAGAAGGAAUUGAAAAAGAAGUUAGAGGUGGAUAUAGAGAGGAAAGAUAGGAGCCUUGAAGAAAUGGCAAAAGAGGCUGAUGAAUAUAGGAAAUUUGUACUUUGAAAGUGGCAAGAGAAAAUAUAUGAAGAGUUAGUAAAUCUGGAUAAGAAAAUAUUGAUAAUAAAGGAAUAAAAUUGUUUGGAAAAUUGACAUAAGAAAAUAUUGAUAGUAAUUGUUUAUGUCAUUUGAAUAUAGAUUAUGAAAGUUUAAAACUCAAGAAAUUGGAAUUGGUGUGUUUCUUCUUAGGCUAGUUUUGGUAUUGCUCUGUCAUGGGUGAAAUCAAGUAAUAUGAAGUUCAUGAUGUGUGGAUGGUUGUGAAAAUAAACUAAAGUUGUUUUUUUUUUUUUUUUACGGUAAAAUAAACUAAAGUUAUUGUGUUUUGUUUGGGUAGCAUUUUUCAAUCGAAAAGUUAAUUCAAUUUGUAAAUUUAUAUCAAAAUAAUAUUAUAAUUAUAAUUAAUUUAUAUAUAUACUAUAAAUUCUUAAAUUUUUUUUUUUUUAAUAAUAUGUUUUGUGCUUUU
Messenger RNA from Vicia villosa (hairy vetch), 1113 nucleotides. RefSeq names its product bifunctional bis(5'-adenosyl)-triphosphatase/adenylylsulfatase FHIT-like. Gene Ontology annotation, molecular function: catalytic activity. The transcript has 5 exons. NCBI's taxonomy places the organism in Eukaryota, Viridiplantae, Streptophyta, Magnoliopsida, Fabales, Fabaceae. The coding region runs from base 183 to 656 and encodes 157 amino acids. The record is from RefSeq and is a predicted model, not a curated record.